UGCUAUGUAAUCAAUUUUUUUUUACAAUGUUAAUUUCUCCACAAAAUGUUAUUGAGAAACUGAUUUAAACCAGUAGAAAGAGCAUAUCUGGUGUGAGUUAACCAAACCCCUCGGUGAUCGUUUAGUCGAGUCUUUUGUCGGGUCAGAGUUCAGUCUGCGCGCCUCACAGCGACUGUUGAGGACAAGGAACAGUUCCAUGACAAACAAAAAGUUACACACCGACCAGUGUCUAGGGUGUUUAUCUAAAACAGCACCUUAAAACUACAAAAGAAAAGCAGCUGUUGUAGUUUCUCGUUGGGGAGCUCGUUGAUUGUUGUUAGAGUAUCGGUUAGCUCGGCUAGCCUCGUUAGCCACUUUAGCUGGCUGAUGAAGAAGUCACUAGCUAACUAGCUCAACUUAAAGCUAGCUAACAGAAACGGGCAUUUCUCUGACAGCCGCGCGGCAAACAAACGCAUGCAGAUAUGCAGGAGCUACUGGCAAACGUGGAUCACAUCAAGUUCGACUUGGAGAUCGCUGUGGAGCAGCAGCUGGGAGCACAGCCUCUGCCUUUCCCCGGCAUGGACAAAUCCGGCUCAGCUGUGUGUGAGUUCUUCAUGAGAGCAGCUUGUCUGAAAGGGGGGAUGUGUCCAUUCCGUCACAUUAGUGGAGAGAAGACGGUGGUGUGUAAGCACUGGCUCCGAGGUCUGUGUAAGAAGGGAGACCAGUGCGAGUUUCUCCAUGAAUACGACAUGACCAAGAUGCCUGAAUGCUACUUCUACUCAAAGUUUGGUGAGUGUAGCAACAAGGAAUGUCCAUUCCUGCACAUCGAUCCAGAGUCAAAGAUCAAAGACUGUCCUUGGUAUGACCGAGGCUUCUGCAAACACGGUCCCGACUGCAGACACAGACACACGAGAAGGGUGAUCUGUGUGAAUUACCUGGUGGGCUUCUGUCCAGAAGGAAAAUCCUGUAAAUUUAUGCACCCUCGUUUUGAAUUGCCAAUGGGAGCUUCUGAACAGCCUCCUCUACCACAGCAAACCCAGAACCAGACAAAGCCUGUGCCUACCAUCGGCCGUUCGUCGCUCUCUCUAAUCCAGUUGACCAACUCCAGUCCCGGCCAGCGGCCGCAGAACAAUACAGCAAUGGGUGCUGCUCAGCAAAAUAACCUGACCACCAACAGAGGGCCUCGUCCACUGGACCAGGUCACCUGCUACAAGUGUGGUGAGAAGGGCCACUAUGCCAACAAAUGCACUAAAGGCCAUCUUGCCUUCCUGAGCGGACAGUAAUCCUCAGCCUCGAGGUCCAGAAACCACAGUGCUGCAGCUCGCUCCCCUGAUGGGAGCAGAGGAGAUGAGAGGAAGCCCCUCUGCUCCACAGGCUAAAGUUGAACUUAAAGACUUUUUUUUUUGCCUCUUACAAACUGUGGAUACAUGAAAAUGACAUGGAACAGAAACGAUACUGAGGUCACACCGGUGUGGCUCUGGUUGAAUGACGUGACUGUGAAGAAGGAGGCAUUUAAAUAGACAUCACACCCAGGGUCCAGCCUGCAGCAAGUAUCUCCACAGAGGUGCAGUGCUGUAACAUGGUGCUGAUACUUGUUUCCUUGGGUCACAUGACUGCAUCUUUGAUACCAGACCGAUGCUUCUAGCCUGCCAAUUCAAGUACAUCUGUCUGACAAUAUUAAUUUAAAAAAUAACAAAAAAAAAGUGAAAAUGCUAGCAGGAAUGUCAAUUAAGGCUUUUUGUACUCAAACUGUGAUUAGAGCCCAAAUCUACCCUGUAUCACUACCUGAAAUCUAUUUACUACACACAAUGCCUCAAAUUUUACUUUUACUGUAACUACAUAAUUGUGGUUUUUUGCAAACAUUUAAAAUCCUGGAGAUAUUUACCAUUAUAUGUGGAGGCCCUGUGUUAUUAGAUCUGAACACACAGGUCAUUCAGAUUUUAACUAAGAAAAGUGUGGGGUAAAGAACUUUGGUUCAGCUCAAAUUGUAUCUGAGCAUGAUUUUCAUUGUUUUGACAGUCAGUUGACACAGUCUGAACAUAUUCUUACAAUCUAUACAGUGUGCGCAAAUAAAUGUUCUUGUUACAGAUUUA
Messenger RNA from Xiphias gladius (swordfish), 2072 nucleotides. RefSeq names its product cleavage and polyadenylation specific factor 4 (gene cpsf4). The coding region runs from base 462 to 1262 and encodes 266 amino acids. Gene Ontology annotation, molecular function: zinc ion binding; RNA binding. The record is from RefSeq and is a predicted model, not a curated record. Lineage: Eukaryota; Metazoa; Chordata; Actinopteri; Istiophoriformes; Xiphiidae. The transcript is spliced from 8 exons.